Messenger RNA from Lampris incognitus (smalleye Pacific opah), 1954 nucleotides. RefSeq names its product nuclear receptor coactivator 7 (gene ncoa7a). NCBI's taxonomy places the organism in Eukaryota, Metazoa, Chordata, Actinopteri, Lampriformes, Lampridae. The transcript has 7 exons. The coding region runs from base 102 to 938 and encodes 278 amino acids. Gene Ontology annotation, biological process: regulation of transcription by RNA polymerase II; response to oxidative stress. The record is from RefSeq and is a predicted model, not a curated record. Gene Ontology annotation, cellular component: nucleus.
UGCUGCCUCAGCACUGAGCCUCCAAACAAGCCACGCUCCUUCUCCUUCUCCUCCUCCACUUUUCUCAUCAGUGUCUCCUCUUCAUCUGCCUCUGUUUAACCAUGGGAAUUGCCUACAGUGUUGGAGAGGUUGACCACCUCUACACAUUCUUUGUGCAGUGGUCACCGGAUAUCUACACCAAAGAUGCCAAGAAGCACCACCAAUCCCGCUAUCUCAUCAGGGAGAAGAACCAAAACCGCUUCCUGGUGGUGGAACAGGACAACGUGGAUGUGAUCAACAAGCUGCUGAGCAACCCCAUCAAAUCCAAUGCCAAUGGCUGGGAGAUCAUCACGGUAAAGGACCCCAAGCGUCGUCCAAGUGUUUGCAGCUCAGAGGAGUCUGAAGCUGAGGAGCCUGAGGACCAUAAGCAUGUGGUGGAUAUUCUUCCUGUCCUCAGUGACCACAGCCAGCUGUUGGAGGACCACCACUUGGAAAGUCUUGUCAGUCAAAUGCCGGCAAGGACAGAGGGAUAUCCCUGGCAGCUGGUAUAUAGCACUGCGAUCCAUGGCACCAGUCUGAAGACCAUGUACAGGAACAUGGCAGAUUACGACAGCCCCGUGCUGCUGGUCAUCAAAGACAUGCACAACAAGGUGUUCGGUGCCUUUUCCUCUCAUUCAUUCCGAGUCAGUAACUACUGCUACGGCACGGGGGAAACCUUCCUGUACAGCUUCAGCCCCGACUUCAAGGUCUACAGGUGGACUGGUGAGAACAGCUACUUUGUGAAGGGCCAUUCGGAGUCUCUGCAGAUUGGUGGCGGAGGGGGGGUCUUGGGUCUGUGGCUUGAUGCAGACCUGUACCACGGUUCCAGCAACUCCUGCCCCACCUUCCACAACCUGCCUCUGUCCACACAGCAAGACUUCAUGGUACAAGACCUCGAAGUUUGGGCGAUACAGAACUGAAGGAGAACAAGUGAAAAGAGGGGAAAGAGAAAGAGUAGAGUGAAGCACAAUGUGUUGUCCAUGGAAAUAUGACCUCAUGGCUCCAAGGCUUGCACUGGGUCCGAACGCAUUUAGCUACUGUGACCUGUUGAAGCCGUAGCUAUCUGCUGAGUAAUGGCUGCUUUCAGCCGGCACAUGUGGCCUGUGCUAGUGGCUCUCAGGCAGAGCCCGUGUUUGACCCUAAUGGACCUUGUACUUCCGCUUAUGCUGAAUUGAUCUGACUGAGCUUUUCAUCUGGCUUUACUUGAGGAGCCCAAGGUGAGAGAGCAGUGUUCAGGGUGCAGGGUCUUGUUAUAUGCUGCUUCAAACUGCCUGCAAUGCAUUAAGAAAAAACCCUGUUAAAAAAAGCAGGUAGAUAAACUGACUUUAGAUUGUAGGUCCUGCAUUACUUCUGAUUGGCUGAGAAAAGAAUUAUAAGGCAGAUUCAAGUCUGUAUCACCACUACAAAGACCUUGUGUCAACAAAAAGAGCUGGCGUGUCGGGAGAUGAAGAAUGUUCAUUUCCUAUGAUAAAAUAUGUGUUUAUGCAUAUUGACAAUGAGACAUCCAUUUAGAGGGCCAUACCGACAUUCAAGAGAAAAGCAAAAAGAAAAAAAAAGUAUGGUACAAAACUCACUUUAACAAAAUCAUUGCCAACUGAAGGGAUUACAAGAAUUAUUUGUGCUCCACAUGUUUUUCUUUUCUACUGCUGACUUGUGAUGUAUAAUGUGGAUGCUUUGUGUUUAAAAGUAACCAUUAUAGGUGAAAAGCUAUACACUCAGGUCCAGAAAUGAAAUUAUUGAGUUGCACUGUAAAAACAAUCUGACACAGGUUGUGAGAGGAAGGGACACACAACUUUCAACUGUACUCCAUUUUUUGACCUACCUACCUAUGAAAUUAAAUGGAUGGGUAAAUAUUACAAAUUUGUUUUUACCCUAAGUUGUCAUGAUAUGUUUUCUAAGAUAAAAAAAAAACACUAUAAAAAGUUGCUUUUUUCAC